Antrostomus carolinensis (chuck-will's-widow) is the source of this 963-nucleotide messenger RNA. It is a transcript of the gene OTUD3, whose product is annotated as OTU deubiquitinase 3. The record is from RefSeq and is a predicted model, not a curated record. Gene Ontology annotation, biological process: protein K27-linked deubiquitination; protein stabilization; protein K48-linked deubiquitination. Bases 79 to 963 code for a protein of 294 amino acids. Gene Ontology annotation, molecular function: cysteine-type deubiquitinase activity. The transcript is spliced from 7 exons. Lineage: Eukaryota; Metazoa; Chordata; Aves; Caprimulgiformes; Caprimulgidae.
UUGUUUCGAGCCCUCGGUGACCAGCUCGAGGGGCACUCACGGAACCACCUCAGACAUCGCCAGGAAACGGUGGAUUAUAUGAUCAAGCAGCGAGGGGAUUUUGAGCCUUUUGUGGAGGAUGAUGUGCCCUUUGAGAAACAUGUUACCAAUUUGGCAAAGCCUGGUACCUUUGCUGGCAACGAUGCUAUUGUGGCCUUUGCAAGGAACCAUCAGGUGAACGUGGUUAUUCAUCAGCUUAAUGCUCCUCUGUGGCAGGGGAGAAACAAAACUUCUAUUCGGGGCGCGGACAAAAACAACGUGAGGGAACUUCAUAUCGCGUAUCGUUACGGAGAGCACUACGACAGUGUGAGGAGAAUCAAUGAUGAUUCUGAAGCUCCAGCGUAUCUUCAGAUGGAGAUGCUUUGUAAAAAUGAUUCAACUAAGGAGGAGGAAGUGAAGCCACAGAGGGGUGACUCUGAAGAUGAGAUUGAAGUUGAAAUGGAAGGUUCUGUACAAAAAGUGUGUAAUGCAACUGGAUGUUCGGACAUUGAUUUAGUAAGCCGGAUUCGGGAAGUGAAGGACUACAGUAUAGAAUCUGCAAUAUUUGCCAUCUUUCAAGUGGAUGAAAUGGAAAGAAUCAGUAAGUACAUGGAAAUUGUCACCUGGUGCUUCAGAAGAACGCUGUGGGAAGACAACAGAACUGGUUCAAGAAUCUUUGGAAAUCGGAGUUUGCACGAAGGUGAAACAGAAAAUAAAGAAGGACAGGCUAGAUCCGAUGAAGAGAAUCGAGCCAGCAGAAACCCAAAGGUAUCUAAAAAACAAAAGAAGGAGCAGCAGCGGCUAGAGAAGAAGAAGCGGCAGGAGGAAAGGCACCGACAAAAGGUCUUGGCCAACAAGAGUAACUGUACAAAUAACAGCAGGAGAGAGACAGACUCAACCAACCAAGUCACCUUGGUGAAGGCCAUGGCAGCUCUAAACAUAUGA